CCGCUACCAGUGAUCCUCACCAUCCCACCCAGUGGAGCCUUCCUCGGCGGGCAUUGGCUCAACGCACGCUGGACACCUCUGACUCGGGACUUGGGGCAACCUACCUCCCCCUCGAGACUAGCGCUGGGCAUUGAUUGAUUGAUCUGCUGUGAGGGUUACCGCAACCCUCGAGUCUGCCCUACACCAUGCCCGCGAUUCGAAGACGACAAGCAGCACACAUUGCCAACACUCGAGGACGAUGUGCUUCUGCACCGCCUGCUACGACCUUGCCAGAGGAACUCAGUCCCCUAUCAAUGGCUCCUCUGCCCCUCUCCAACACGCCCACACUCCAUGAAGGUCUCCAUGCCGCAGAACUACACCCACACAAGGUCAUUAGAAGUCAGAAGCUCAUUCAUCCCAAGGGACCGCCCCACGCCCCAUCGACGACGACGUUGGCAAGUCCUGUUCAGAUGAACCCUAGCCACCAAGUCCACGUUGUAGAAACGCGCACCAAGGCACAGCUCGAGCGCGACGGGGAUUUUACCACUCCCUCUCCUCCACCCGAACCUCGAGAGUUCCGCUCUGAACAUUGGCACUUUAUCAGACUACGAACCAAGAGACCCGACGGCCGCAAAGAUGUCCCUCAUUCCUCGGACAAGAAGCCGGCCACAGCCAUCGUCUAUCUCCAAGCACAGCCAGGGCCCCACAAGGCCUGCAUCGGCUCCGGCUCUUCCAUCUCACUCAUCGAAGCUGGGCACCUGAAGAAGCACAUUCCCAAUGCUACUAUUCAGCGGGUCAAUCAUGCUGGGUUUCCCGUAAAGGGCAUGGGUGAAAGCUCUCAGAUCAUCAACCAGUACGUCAUCCUGGAUGUUGGCUUCGUCUGUGGCCAGACAGCCAUCAUAAUAGAUGUCAGAUUCUAUCUCAUAUCAGGCGGACCUCAGAAAGUCCUCAUUGGCAAUGACGUCCUCCAGGACCACCAUGCGCUCAUCGACUACAAGUACAGUUGCCUCAGCUUUCAACGAUCACCCGAGUACAAGUUUCCCCUUGAGAUCUAUCAACAACUUCCGCCAGCUUUAUCUACUAGGCAAUCGUGACAACGUCAGAGGAAUGUACUCUCCGACGAUACAGUAUCGCCAAUGUGCCGAGCACGACAGACAAGAGAGAGAGAGACUAGCACGGGGAGCCUUCCCUUGACAUUGCAUUCGAAGACGGAAAGGCAUCUGGCGGAACGGCUCGCACAUCGGUAGAUGAAGUAAAUUCAGACGGAGAGAUCGGCCACUGGGUCGGCAGAGACCGAGGUCUUGGGCGGUGUACUCAGUCUUGGGCAAUAUACUCAGGUCUCGAGCAAUGUUUCCAGGGAAGUUAUCAGCCCUACUGGGUUCAACACAGGCACUGCUGC
Molecule: messenger RNA, 1378 nt
Organism: Microstroma glucosiphilum
Lineage: Eukaryota; Fungi; Basidiomycota; Exobasidiomycetes; Microstromatales; Microstromataceae
Exons: 2
Coding region: 186-1073 (295 amino acids)
Source: RefSeq, a predicted model, not a curated record